Molecule: messenger RNA, 657 nt
Organism: Peniophora sp. CBMAI 1063
Lineage: Eukaryota; Fungi; Basidiomycota; Agaricomycetes; Russulales; Peniophoraceae
Source: the annotation of a GenBank genome assembly
AUGCCUCCGCGUGCUAGAGAAAAAUGUGGCGUUUGCCGAGACAGCAUAUCGAAAUAUUCAUGCCCGAAAUGUUCACUUCUUUACUGCUCUAUAAGUUGCUUCAAGGCGCAUAAAGACGGUGGAUGCAACAUCCAGACCACAGAUGUGACUUCAAAUACGAGACUGAUUACUCAACCGUUGUUUGAGUCCUCUGGAGAGCCCUCAACUUCAAAAGGAGCACUUCCUGAAGACUCGCUACCUGCUGACCCGCCACUGAAACGACUCGCGUCGCUCAAUUGGCCUUACGUGCCGGAUGAGCCUUCUCAUCCCGACCCAUUGAAACGCGACGACCCCAAACCUCUCAACCUCCGACAGUAUGAAGCUAUAGCACGCUCUCCGGCGGUUCGUGCUGUGCUCACGACACACCCUCGUCUCAAGGACAUAUUGCGAUCCAUAGAAGCUUUGCGCGGUCUCCACCGUGAAGAGGCUAUCCAGCGUGGAUUGGGCGUUGCUGCAGAUGACCAGACAGGUCGGACCAGGAUAGGUGACCGGCCAAACGAUGAUACGGCCUUUGUCAGUGCGGACGACAAGGACGCGCUCAGACAACUCGCGGAGGCUGUUGAAGCUGUUGUAAGAGGUGGUGAAGGGGGUUUAGGGCUAGACUGGGGUGACACAUAA